AUGGAAGAGGAGAUGAAGACAUGGAUGUUUAAGCUCGUGCGCAGCCCGACUUGGAGUCAAGAAGUUGUUUUCAAGUGCCUUGGAGAAGGAAUUCUUGAAAAAGCCUUUCAGGGGUAUAACGCUUGUAUUUUUGCAUAUGGCCAGACAGGCUCAGGAAAAUCCUUCUCCAUGAUGGGCAACGCCGAGCAGCUGGGCCUCAUCCCGAGGCUGUGCUGUGCCCUGUUCCAGAGGAUCUCCGUGGAGCAGAACGAGUCGCAGACCUUCAAAGUCGAAGUGUCCUACAUGGAAAUUUAUAACGAGAAAGUGCGGGAUCUCUUAGACCCCAAAGGGAGCAGACAGUCUCUUAAAGUUCGAGAGCAUAAAGUUUUGGGACCAUAUGUAGAUGGUUUAUCUCAACUGGCUGUCACUAGUUUUGAGGACAUCGAGUCUCUGAUGUCGGAGGGAAAUAAGUCUCGGACAGUGGCCGCCACCAACAUGAACGAAGAAAGCAGCCGCUCCCACGCCGUGUUCAACAUCGUCAUCACUCAGACGCUGUAUGACCUGCAGUCCGGGAACUCGGGAGAGAAGGUCAGUAAGGUCAGCCUGGUAGACCUGGCGGGGAGCGAACGAGUGUCUAAAACGGGAGCCGCGGGCGAGCGACUGAAAGAAGGAAGCAACAUCAACAAGUCCCUCACAACCCUGGGUUUGGUUAUCUCAUCACUGGCCGACCAGGCAGCUGGGAAGGGUAAAAACAAAUUUGUGCCUUAUCGAGACUCGGUCCUCACGUGGCUCCUGAAGGACAAUCUGGGGGGCAACAGCCAGACCUCCAUGAUCGCCACCAUCAGCCCCGCCGCGGACAACUACGAAGAGACCCUCUCCACCCUACGCUACGCGGACCGAGCCAAGAGGAUCGUCAACCACGCCGUGGUCAACGAGGACCCCAACGCCAAAGUCAUCCGGGAGCUGCGGGAGGAGGUGGAGAAGCUGAGGGAGCAGCUGUCGCAGGCAGAGGCUAUGAAGGCCCCUGAGCUGAAGGAGAAGCUUGAAGAGUCUGAAAAGCUGAUCAAAGAACUCACGGUGACUUGGGAGGAGAAGCUAAGGAAAACAGAGGAAAUUGCACAGGAGAGGCAGCGGCAGCUCGAGAGCAUGGGCAUUUCCCUGGAGACGUCGGGCAUCAAGGUGGGGGAUGACAAGUGCUACCUCGUCAACCUGAACGCGGACCCCGCCCUCAAUGAGCUCCUGGUCUAUUACCUGAAGGACCACACGAGAGUGGGUGCGGACACGUCCCAGGACAUCCAGCUCUUCGGUAUCGGCAUCCAGCCCGAGCACUGUGAGAUCCACAUCGCGGCAGACGGAGACGUGACUCUGACUCCCAAAGCCAAUGCCCGGUCCUGCGUGAACGGCACCCCCCUGAGCAGCACCGCCCAGCUGUGGCACGGCGACCGGAUCCUGUGGGGAAAUAACCACUUUUUCAGGAUCAACCUGCCCACGCGGAAGCGGCGGGACUGGCUGAAGGACUUUGAGAAGGAAGCGGGGCCGCCCGAGCACGACCUGGACGCGGCCAGCGAGGCAUCCUCCGAGCCCGACUACAACUACGAGUUUGCACAGAUGGAGGUCAUCAUGAAGACGCUCAACAGCAACGACCCCGUGCAGAACGUGGUGCAGGUGCUGGAGAAGCAGUACCUGGAGGAGAAGCGCAGCGCCCUGGAGGAGCAGCGGCUCAUGUACGAGCGGGAGCUGGAGCAGCUCCGCCGGCAGCUGUCCCCCGAGCGCCAGGGCCAGAGUGGCGGCGCCGAGCGCCUGGGCUACAGCUGCCAGACAGCGCAGCAGAAGGUGACCCAGUGGGCCGAGGAGAGGGACGAGCUCUUCCGCCAGAGCCUGGCCAAGCUGCGCGAGCAGCUGGUGAAAGCCAACACCUUGGUGCGGGAGGCCAACUUCCUCGCCGAGGAGAUGAGCAAGCUCACGGACUACCAGGUGACCCUGCAGAUCCCCGCCGCCAACCUCAGUGCCAACAGGAAGCGGGGGGCCAUCGUGAGCGAGCCGGCUAUCCAGGUGCGACGGAAGGGGAAGAGCACCCAGGUCUGGACUAUCGAGAAGCUGGAGAACAAGCUCAUCGAUAUGCGGGACCUUUACCAAGAGUGGAAGGAGAAAGUCCCCGAGGCCAAGAGGCUCUGUGGGAAGCGAGGGGACCCUUUCUAUGAAGCCCAGGAGAAUCACAACCUCAUUGGCGUGGCCAAUGUCUUCCUGGAGUGCCUCUUCUGUGAUGUGAAGCUUCAGUAUGCAGUUCCCAUCAUCAGCCAGCAGGGGGAGGUGGCCGGCCGUCUGCACGUGGAGGUGAUGCGCGUGACGGGCGCCGUCCCCGAGCGCCUGGCAGAGGAUGACUCCUCUGAGAACUCGAGCGAGAGUGGGAGCCUGGAGGUGGGGGACGGCAGCGCAGAUGGCCUGCACCGCGUGCGCAAGCUGACGUGCCGGGUGAAGAUCAAAGAGGCCACAGGGCUGCCCUUAAACCUGUCAAAUUUCGUCUUCUGCCAAUACACCUUCUGGGACCAGUGCGAAUCCACGGUCGCCGCCCCCGUGGUGGACCCCGAGGUGCCGUCCCCACAGUCCAAGGACGCCCAGUACACAGUGACGUUCUCCCACUGCAAGGACUACGUGGUGACGGUGACGGAGGAGUUCCUGGAGUUCAUAUCCGACGGGGCUCUGGCCAUCGAGGUGUGGGGCCACCGCUGCGCCGGCAACGGGAGUGCCCUCUGGGAGGUCGGCUCGCUGCACGCCAAGACACGGACGCUGCACGACAGGUGGAACGAGGUGACGCGCCGCAUCGAGCUGUGGGUCUCCAUCCUGGAGCUGAACGAGCUCGGGGAGUACGCGGCCGUGGAGCUCCACCAGGCCAAGGACGUCAACACGGGCGGCGUCUUCCAGCUCCGCCAGGGCCACUCACGGAGAGUGCAGGUCACCGUGACGCCAGUCCAGCACUCAGGGACCCUGCCCCUGAUGGUGGAGGCCAUCCUGUCCGUGUCCAUCGGCUGUGUGACCGCCAGGUCCACCAAGCUCCAGAGAGGCCUGGACAGUUACCAGAGAGAUGAUGAGGCUGGUGGUGAUAUGGAUAGUUAUCAGGAGGAAGACUUGAACAGCGUGAGAGAGCGGUGGUCGGACGCGCUCAUUAAACGGCGCGAGUACCUCGAUGAGCAGAUCAAGAAGGUCAGCAAUAAAAAAGAGAAGACGGAGGACGACGUGGAGCGGGAGGCGAGGCUGGUGGAGCAGUGGGUGGGGCUCACGGAGGAGCGGAACGCCGUGCUCGUCCCCGCGCCGGGCAGCGGCAUCCCCGGGGCUCCGGCCGACUGGGUCCCGCCGCCUGGAAUGGAAACGCACAUCCCAGUGCUCUUCCUGGACUUGAAUGCGGAUGACCUCAGUGCCAACGAGCAGCUGGUGGGUGCCCGCGCAUCGGGGGUGAACUCCAUCCUGCCCAAGGAGCACGGCAGCCAGUUCUUCUACCUGCCCAUCAUCAGGCACAGCGACGAGGAGGUCUCGGCCACGGCCUCCUGGGACUCGUCGGUGCACGACUCCGUGCACCUGAAUCGGGUCACGCCCCAGAACGAGAGAAUCUACCUGAUCGUGAAGACGACGGUGCAGCUCAGCCACCCGGCGGCCAUGGAGCUGGUGCUGCGCAAGCGCAUCGCGGCCAACAUCUACAACAAGCAGAGUUUCACCCAAAGUUUGAAGAGGAGAAUAUCCUUGAAAAAUAUUUUUCAUUCCUGCGGGGUGACCUACGAAAUAGUGUCGAACAUACCAAAGGCCACGGAGGAGAUUGAGGACCGGGAGACGCUGGCCCUCAUGGCGGCCCGGAGCGAGAACGAAGGCACGUCGGACGGGGAGACGUACAUCGAGAAGUACACGCGGGGCGUGCUGCAGGUGGAGAACAUCCUGAGCCUCGAGCGGCUCCGGCAGGCCGUCACCGUCAAGGAAGCUCUUGCCACCAAAGCCCGGCAGCUGCGGAGGAGCCUCAGCACGCCCAACGUCCACAACGUGUCUUCCAGUCGGCCAGACCUUUCUGGCUUUGAUGAAGAGGAUAAGGGUUGGCCAGAGAACCAGUUCGACAUUUCUGACGCCAGCUCCAGUUACCAGGAUGUUGCCUGCUAUGGAACUCUGCCCCGGGAUUCCCCAAGAAGAAGCAAAGAAGGGUGUACGCCGGAGAGUAAUCCUCAUGCCUCAGCCAUCAGCCCGUUUAAAGCAUUCUCCCCGCAGCCACCAAAGUUUUUCAAACCCCUCAUGCCUGUGAAGGAGGAGCACAAGAGGAGGACGGCCCUGGAGGCGAGGCCUCUCCUCAGCCAGGAGAGCAUGCCUCCACCGCAGGCACCUAACCCUGACUGCAUUGCGCCCUCGGGAAGCACAGGCGGCAGCAUGCCACUAGAACACAAUAGCAAACGGGAGAAGAAGAUUGACUCGGAGGAGGAGGACGGCGACCUGGACCCCGUGUGCAGGAAGCUGCUGGGCGCGCAGCCUUACGUCCCGGUGGAGUUCGCCGACUUCAGCAUGUACAACGCGGGCCUGGAGAACAGGGAGUGGUUCGCGUGCAAGGGCGAGCUGCCCGGCGCCCGGGGCCCGGAGAAGGAGGUGUCCCGCAGCCCCACCACCAGCAGUAUUACCAGCGGCUACUUCUCCCACAGUGCCUCCAACGCCACCCUGUCCGACAUGGUGGGCCCCUGCGGCGACAGCUCGGACCAGCUGGCCGCCCAGGCCAAGGAGGCCGACGCCAGCGAGCCGCCCGGGCCCGCCGCCGCCGCCGCCACCCGAGAGGCGCCGGAACCGGACCGAGGAGGCGCGGCCGUCCAGGGUCCGAGCGCGCCGGUGCCACUCAAGGAAAACAGUGCCUUAGCCAAAGGGAGCCCGGCGUCCCCCAGCCUCCCCGACACCCCCUUGGGGCCGCACAGCAGGACGGGCUCCUGCUCGAACGGAGACGCCGGCGCCAGCAAGAACGGCCAGGUGGCCAGGGAGUUCUGCCCCCGGGAGGUGACCGUGGAGCGGACCACGGCCGUCCUGGAGGACUACUCUUUCACGGAGUUCAUGGGCGUGUCCGACGGGAAGGAUUUCGACGGUUUGGCCGAGUCUCCGGCCGGAGAGCCUUUGAGUCGAAGGACCGUCCCCAACAAACUAGACAGUAAGAGAGCCUCAGGUGGCCCCCGGGAGCCCGGCCAGGUGCAUCCCUCAGCCGAGAGUGACCAGGGGCUCAGGACCGCCCGGUGAGAGCAGCCAGCAUCACUGCAGGCCACGCGGUGGUGGCCAUCACCAGCCCAGCCGACCUCACACCUCGAGGGGAAGCCAGGCCCUCCCCGGGUGCCGCCUUCCCCUCCCAGUGGAGACCAGCGGCACUUUGUGACCCGGGGCCGAUCGGCGACCUCCACUUUCCCCAGGAAGGCAGAGGACGAACACCCCGGAUCCAUCCAGCGGCAGUAUUUUUGUUUGCACUUAUCUACACUCUCCACUGUGUAGAGAGACCUCCACGGCUUCAGACUCUUCUCUGUUCUUGUACAGUUUUAAGCAGUUCUUACUGUAGAAGCUAGAGUUGAUGCUCCGGUUUGUUGUCGGGGUUUUGUUUUAUUUCAUAAAUAAUAUAUGAUGUAUAUGAAAUGUGUAUCUAUAGUGUGUUGGGGACAAGACUGCACACUGAAAGGCGUAGCAGAGUGGCUUGGAGAAAAAAAAAAAACCAUAAGGUACUGGACUUUGUAUUUUAAAGGAAAACAAAGCAAACGAACAAAAAAAAAAACAAAAAAACUUGGACGGUGUCUCCUACACGAGCAACCGGAAACGAGUCUCUUGCCUGUGGAGGAGGUUGCAGAUGGCUCUUGGCAGAAAGGGUUCCAGAAUGCUGUUCUUGAUAACCAAAGAACUUCCACGCGACGGAGCGCGUUGGCCGCCCACUCUUGUCUGUGUUUCUGUCUGUCUGACUGCAAGCCGGGCGCCACGCUCCCCUGGGCUACAGGCCACAUGGGCUGCCGUCCUGCUGCCGUCCUGCUUCAGAAACGCACUGAACACUCUCACCACUGAAAUUCUUUGGUCUUCCACCUGGCCCAGCCCCUGCCGGCUGGACGCCAGGUUCGAAAUGCCUCCAGAUCCUGGCAGUUUUGAUCCUACUGAUUCAGCUCAGCCGGCCGGUGGGGCGCAGAGAGCAGUAUUACUGUAAGGGGACACAGGAGAUACCGAGUUGGUUUGGGGUGGGGGGGCGGGGA
This is a messenger RNA of Sorex araneus (European shrew), 6206 nucleotides long. RefSeq names its product kinesin family member 13A (gene KIF13A). Gene Ontology annotation, molecular function: ATP binding; microtubule binding; microtubule motor activity. Bases 1 to 5223 code for a protein of 1740 amino acids. NCBI's taxonomy places the organism in Eukaryota, Metazoa, Chordata, Mammalia, Eulipotyphla, Soricidae. Gene Ontology annotation, cellular component: adherens junction. The transcript has 37 exons. The record is from RefSeq and is a predicted model, not a curated record. Gene Ontology annotation, biological process: regulation of protein localization; microtubule-based movement.